Molecule: messenger RNA, 1188 nt
Organism: Bradysia coprophila
Lineage: Eukaryota; Metazoa; Arthropoda; Insecta; Diptera; Sciaridae
Source: RefSeq, a predicted model, not a curated record
GCAAAGUCCCACGUUGAUGAGCGCAUACCAUUUUUUCAUGUUUAUUCAGUGGUGAUACGAGAAACAUGAUUGUCUAACAUCAAUAGUACGAUAAUAUAGUUCCAAUAGUUCCUGUCCAGUGUUCUAGUGCUUAUAAAUUCAUCUCAUCCGAAAUUAGUAUCGUCAUUAAUUAACAGAACGACAUUCUGGCAUAACGUUUUAUUGAAAAUGAACCACAGCUGGUUGUCGAUCUUGUUCAUUUGCGGUGUCAUCUACAACACAUGUGCUUUAUCCAUUGAUUGUGGUGAAUUUUAUGACGACGAAACCAUUUCAAGAACAUGGGGAUAUGUGUACUAUUCAUGCAAUGGAACCGUAAUGACUACCGAUAACAAUCAAACGUUGGAAUUAUUUGGAUUCCAUUUAUACGGCCGGAACAGUAGCUAUACUGAGCGUUUCGCAUUGAAUAAUCAGAACUUGACAUCAUUUCCGACCAGUUUCGAGAAAUUCUUUCCAUUUCUCCAGAUCAUAGACUUUUCAUUUAAUUAUAUCGAGAGCAUGACUAAUACGCAUUUGCAGCCACACAAGCGUCUGAGCUCACUCCUAUUGGAACAUAAUAGAAUUUCUACUCUCGACAGUAAUCUGUUUAAUGGCUUGGAUGAGUUAAUUAACGUCAGACUGAACGACAAUAACAUAAAGCACGUCGGUUAUGACAUCAAAUUACCUCAAUACGUUCAUAUGGAUAACAAUCCUUGCACCCCGACAUGUUGCGAUUUGAUAAAAUAUUUCAUGAACAUAACGACUUCAGAAUAUCUACGUAAUCAGUGUCCACCAUUACAAUCCACAAUAGAAAAUUCGGUAGAUUUUCCUCACGAUGUCGAGAUUAGCAAUGCUGUAGACAAUACACAAGAAAAGGAUGAGGCUCCAGCGACUGAGGAGCCAAGUAUUGAAACAAAGUUACCGAAAAUGGGCGAGAUGAUUCAAUGCGCCUUCAAGGUUACUUUGCGAGAAAAUGACGACGAAUCACUGGGGAAAAGAUGUUCAGAACUUGCUAGACGCCAUCCCGACUUAUUUAGGGUAUUUGACAAUCCAGAGAUGAGAAGUCGAUUGAAAGAUGAAAUUGAAAUGAGAGAGAAGGCUGCAGAAGCUACGAAUGAAGAAAAUGUAACACCGGCUCCGUAGUUUCAUCAAUUAAAUACAAUUUUAUGGAAC